Molecule: messenger RNA, 749 nt
Organism: Quercus robur (English oak)
Lineage: Eukaryota; Viridiplantae; Streptophyta; Magnoliopsida; Fagales; Fagaceae
Product: protein ACCELERATED CELL DEATH 6-like
Exons: 2
Coding region: 39-749 (236 amino acids)
Molecular function (GO): protein binding
Source: RefSeq, a predicted model, not a curated record
ACUCCACAGUUAAUUAAAAGGUGCAGAGUUGUAUUUAAAUGGAACCUCUUACACAACAUGGUGGUGAAGAUAUACAGCGGACAGUUGGAGAGGGUUCACCAGGAAGGAUACCAAUAACAGCGGUGGAAUGUGAUGAUCCUGACACUCAACAUGAGAGGAACCUCGAAACAAUGGAUGAACUGUUCAAUGCUGCAAUUUCUGGGAAUGUUAGUUUCUUUGAAGAACCGGCGGGUAAGGAUUUCAAUCUCGAGCAAGUGACAGAGAGGGGGAACUCUAUUCUUCACUUGGCAGCGAAAUCUGGAAAGGUGCAGUUCAUGAAAAAAGUCCUCGAUUUGCAGCGUUCACUUUUGCUUCUGACAAAUUGCAAUGGCAACACUGCACUACAUAUUGCAGCAAGAUUAGGGCAUUUGGACAUGACAGAGCUGUUAAUAACUACUUGUGCAAAAGAACAAGAAGCUGCAGAGAAAUUCUUGCUACUAAGAAAGAGAAAUUUGGAGGAAAAUACCGCACUGCAUGAGGCUAUAAGAAAUAAUUAUUAUGACAUUGUGAAGUUACUAAUUUGGGAAGACCCAGAGUUGGUUUCGUUUACAAAUAAUGCAGGGGAAUACCCUCUCUUUUUAGCAGUGGAUCAAGGAUUUUUCAAAAUUGCUCAUUACAUUAUAGAUACCGUUCCAAAAUGCUUCUAUGGGGGAAGGAACAACAUGAAUGUCUCGCAUGCAGCUGUCAUUCGCUACCAAACUAGUAAGUAA